GCUGUAGGAAGCAAACGUAUAUGAAAGAAGCCAAAUAUUUUUAUUGCGGUCAGAAACUUUCUUACUUUGCAGCUCACUCGGCACGGCCAUGCACCGCCUGAGUGUACGUGGUGCUCUUCUGCGGUUCACCAUGGUGUCCACAUGGUCUAGCAGCACCGCCGCUGCGCUCGGCGUCUCCCAUCGCUGCUGCGCCACGACACCGGCCUCCUCCUCGACUUCGUCUUCCACGCCGCCGUCGACGCCCGGGAAAGUCAGGGUGCACAUUUCGAGUCAAAUGGAGAACAAGGAGCUCACGGUGGACGCCCCGGUCGGCGUGACCUUGAUGGAGGUGAUACGCGAUGUGGCUCGAAUGGACAUGGAGGCGGCGUGCGACGGCACCUGUGCGUGCAGCACGUGUCACGUGAUUUUCGAUGCGGAGUCGUAUAGGAAGCUGCCCAGCACGCCGUCGGAGGACGAGAUGGACAUGCUCGACCUCGCCCCGGCGGUGACCAAGACGUCCCGUCUGUCGUGUCAGGUGCAGAUGACGCCGGAGCUGGACGGCAUCUCGGUUGUCAUUCCCGAUGAGACAGACAAUCAAAUGCGGUAA
This is a messenger RNA of Leptomonas pyrrhocoris, 586 nucleotides long. Its product is annotated as putative mitochondrial ferredoxin 2fe-2s-like protein. NCBI's taxonomy places the organism in Eukaryota, Euglenozoa, Kinetoplastea, Trypanosomatida, Trypanosomatidae. Gene Ontology annotation, biological process: P450-containing electron transport chain. Gene Ontology annotation, cellular component: mitochondrion. Gene Ontology annotation, molecular function: 2 iron, 2 sulfur cluster binding. The transcript has a single exon. The record is from RefSeq and is a predicted model, not a curated record. Bases 131 to 586 code for a protein of 151 amino acids.